Molecule: messenger RNA, 1182 nt
Organism: Aspergillus nomiae NRRL 13137
Lineage: Eukaryota; Fungi; Ascomycota; Eurotiomycetes; Eurotiales; Aspergillaceae
Product: dimethyladenosine transferase
Exons: 2
Coding region: 1-1182 (393 amino acids)
Biological process (GO): rRNA methylation
Cellular component (GO): mitochondrial matrix
Molecular function (GO): rRNA (adenine-N6,N6-)-dimethyltransferase activity
Source: RefSeq, a predicted model, not a curated record
AUGGGAAAAGUCGCACGAACCAAGCACACCAGCGGUGCCAAAAGCCCAUACCAGAAGCCCGACAAGGGCCCACUGGGUAAGGCAGCAUCCGCCAUUUUCAAGUUCAAUACCGAUCUCGGUCAACAUAUUCUCAAGAAUGGAGCGAUCGCCGAUGCCAUUGUCGACAAGGCCAAUAUCCAGCAGGGCCAGACGGUUCUGGAAGUCGGUCCUGGUCCCGGUGUCCUGACGAAUCGCAUUCUCGCGAAGGCCAAGAAAGUGGUGGCGGUCGAAGUCGAUCCUCGAAUGGCUGCGGAACUCACCAAGAAUGUACAAGGGACUCCGGCGGAGAAGCGACUCCAGAUUGUCCUCGGUGACUUUAUCAAGACGGAUUUGAGUCAGCUGCCUCCGUUCCAGAUUUGCAUCAGUAAUACCCCUUAUCAGAUUUCCUCCCCGCUUAUCUUUAAACUCCUCUCCAUGCCUAAUCCUCCCAAAAUGUGCGUUCUGAUGGUUCAGCGCGAAUUCGCCCUCCGUCUUAUCGCCCGCCCCGGAGAUGCGUUAUACUCUCGACUCUCGGUGAACGUGCAAUUCUUCUCGCGCGUCCAGCAUAUCAUGAAAGUGGGCAAGAACAACUUCCGUCCUCCACCACAGGUCGAGUCUAGCGUGGUCCGAGUCGAGCCCAAGGCGGAUCGUCCCUCGAUCAGCUGGGACGAGUGGGAUGGUAUGCUCCGUAUAUGCUUCGUGCGUAAGAACAAAACCCUUCGUGCGGGUUUCAUGGGAAACAAGACUCGCGCCAUGAUUGAAAGAAACUGGAUCACUUUCGCCACGAUGUACCCGGAGAAGGUUGCGCAGGCGGACAUAGAGUUCAUGCUGGGUAAUGGGGAGCCGGAGCCCAUGGAGGACGUGGAAAUGGAUACGAAUAACGACGCGGAUGCCGACGAUGUUCCUGAGCUGGACGAGGACGAUAUUCUAAUGGGUGAUAUGGGGUUCGAAAAGAAGAAUGUCCCAGAGAUUCCCAAGGGAACCCUUCUGACUAUCGGCAACAACAAGGUUUCUCGAAUCAUGGUAACGAAGUUAAUACAGGCCAAGAUUCAGCGCAUCCUGGACCGGACUGAACUGUCCAACGCUCGUGCACAGAAGUGUGACGAGAACGAUUUCCUUCGUCUUCUUCAUGCCUGCAACAAGGAAGGCAUUCACUUCUCAUAG